AUACCAAGACCGCUCAGGAGUUGACUUCAUGAUCAAACUAUCCCAAAAAGUCAAAGACACUUUCCAGCCAGUGGUCCAGUCAUCUGAAAUUUCAUAUUGACAGCAGCAGAAUCCAGACUCGUCCUCCUUCACUUCAGGAGCUCCCUCCUGUUUUAUGUCAAGUUCUGCGAACUUUCAUCCACUCCAACCGUUGGGCAACAACAAUACUCAGGACUCUUUCAUCGCCUCGCAGUUUCAUGCAAUCUCAGGCAGCAAGCGAUCAGCCACCAAAUCGCUCCACCUUCGCACCGCCGCCUAAAGAGUCAGGUUACAUCCCUGCACCACCACCACCACCGCCACCAGCAUCACCAGCAGCAGCAGCAGCAGCUACACCCAGCGGCUAUCAACAGAACGCGUAUGCAGGCCUCCCGCGGCAUGGCGUUGAGAACUUUAUUAGCCGCCCGCUCGCCAAUUAUCCGCAGCCAGCAGUAUCUCAUUAUCCGUCGCUACCCGUGAUGGAGCUGAUGGAGACCCGCCACCAACCGACAGCCUACCGCCCGCCUACGGAAGCCAGCACGGCGGCUCGGUACAACAGUAUGUUUUUCCGAAAUGGGACAGGCGAGCGUUACUCUCGAUUUCAGUCGCCAUUAGCAAUUCAGACAGCUGGUGGCGCCAUGUUCGAAGACGACCUUAUGUCCGGACGGAGGGCAUUCCCCCUUUCCCACGGCCUGGUACCCACCCCGCAGUUCUCUUUCGGUUUCCCGAUGCACUCGCCGCAUGACCCCAUGUCUUUGGCUGCAGUGGGGCAGUCACAACAGUUCGGAUCUUACCCUCACCUGCCGGCCCCAGACCCUAAGCGCAUGCUUGGCGGAGUUGGGAUGGGCGUUGGCAUGGCAACCAGUCCUGAUGCGGCAGACAAGAACAUCAAGAUCACGUUGGAAAACCGAGACUUGUGGAGCAGAUUUCAUGCCCUGGGUACAGAGAUGAUCAUCACGAAGACCGGCCGGUGAAUGUUCCCAACCAUCAAAGUGUCUCUCACGUCUUGACCCGC
Molecule: messenger RNA, 1030 nt
Organism: Pomacea canaliculata
Lineage: Eukaryota; Metazoa; Mollusca; Gastropoda; Architaenioglossa; Ampullariidae
Product: optomotor-blind protein-like
Exons: 5
Coding region: 237-989 (250 amino acids)
Biological process (GO): positive regulation of DNA-templated transcription
Cellular component (GO): nucleus
Molecular function (GO): DNA-binding transcription factor activity
Source: RefSeq, a predicted model, not a curated record